GUCUGUAUGUAUAUGAUAAUUUGAAUUUUUAAAGAAGGACGUCUGUGUACAGAACGUCGUUUAAAAUAAUGAUUAUAGCAUAUAUUUUUACUAUUAGUUAAUUCAUAUUAAAUCAGAUGAUGUGAGCAAUAUAAUAUUAAAAAUCAUCAGUAUUUUUCCAAGGUUUUAAAAGAGGCCAGAUGAGUAAGCCUCUUGUUCUUAGUUUUGGGAGAUAGUGGGCAGAUGCUACUCUUAUUUUUAUGCUAAAACUAAAAAAAGUAAAAUGGGAUUGUAAGGCUUGCAUUGGAAAUUAUAGACCAAUUAGUCUUACUUCUGUAGUGGAAAAAUUCUGAAGUCUGUUAAAAGAAAGUCAACUAGUUAGAUAUGGUAAACAUGGGGAAAUCUUCCCUUUCUGUUCUGUUAUUGUUAACUUUUUUUGAGGAUGUUAUGUGUUAUCUGGAUUAUGGAAAAGGUGUAGACCUGAUGUAUUUAAAUUUUCUAAAAAAAUUUGAUAAGAUGCAACACCAAAGAUUAGACAAGAAAAAAACUAUAUCAGUGGGAGUUGGAAAAAGAUUAGUAAGUUGAAUUGUAGGAUGGCAUUGGUAGGAUAGAGGUGAAAUACUUGAUAUUCUGGGUGUGGCAUUGAUGUUUUCACUAUAAUCACAAAUAAUUCAAACAUGCAAACUGCAAGACCUGCCAUUGCUCAUUAUAUUCCAUUGAUAAGGGGAUCUUGGAGUGUAAUGUCUCUUGGUAGAAGACUCUAUUACAUGCCAAUAGCUGUAACUCAGAUUUAUGAAUUACACACCCAAGUUUUCUUAUGGAAAUCUGAGAAAAAUGAUGUAUCCUCACUCUUCAUGCCUGUAAAAGUGUUAAGAAAUGCAGAUGACAUCAGUGUUGGAGAAGAACUUUCAUCAAAACUUAAAAAAGAAGAUAUACUUAAAAUUUUAAAUCAGUUUCAUAAAAGGCCUCAGAUCAGAAAAUUGAGUGAAGAAAAUGGCUUAGAUAACAGGCUGUUUGAACAAGCUUUUAUUAGUUUUCGUAAGUUUUGUAUGGAUUCAGAGAAUUUGCCAACUGAUCUCCACAUCAUUGUGAGUGAUGUAAUUCAUGGUAGUGGUCAUGUUGAUGAUAUUGUACCAUUUUUUUUAAAACAUGCCCAUCAAGUUUUCCCUCAUUUGGAAUGUAUGGAAGAAUUGAAGAAAAUCUCUGACCUAAGGUUACCAGCAAAUUGGUACCCUGAAGCCCGCAGCAUCAUCAGGAAAAUAAUUUUUCAUGCAGGGCCAACAAACAGUGGGAAGACUUAUCAUGCACUGGAACGUUUCAUUACAGCAGAAUCUGGGAUUUAUUGUAGCCCACUUAAACUACUUGCUGGAGAAGUUCAAGAAAAGACAAAUUCUAGAGGAACUCCUUGUGAUUUAGUAACUGGAGAAGAACGUAAAAAUGCCAACCCUGAUGGAACUCCUGCUAGGCACAUUGCCUGCACUGUAGAGAUGGCACCCACUAACAUUCCAUACAAAGUUGCAGUUAUUGAUGAGAUACAAAUGAUUCGAGACUUUGGGAGGGGAUGGGCCUGGACACGAGCUUUAUUAGGCCUUGUUGCAGAGGAAAUUCAUAUCUGUGGGGAAGCAGCAGCUUUAAAUCUGAUAAAACAAAUGGUUAAUGAAGUUGGAGAAGAAAUGGAAAUACGCAGGUAUGAACGUCUGACAAAACUUACUAUUGAAGACGGUGCACUGGGUAGUCUAGAUAAUGUAGAACAAGGGGAUUGCAUUGUAUGCUUCAGCAAAAAUGACAUAUUUUCUAUUAGUCUUCAGUUAGAACGAAGAGGUCAUAAAUGUGCUGUCAUUUAUGGUGCACUUCCCCCAGGCACCAAACUCGCUCAAGCCAACAAAUUCAAUGACCCUUUAAAUCCUUGUAAGAUUUUGGUAUCAACAGAUGCCAUAGGCAUGGGACUGAACUUAAGCAUUCGAAGGAUCAUAUUUUACUCCGUUAUGAAACCAUCCAUGAAUGAAAAAGGUGAAAAAGAAAUGGACAAUUUAACUACAUCACAGGCACUUCAGAUAGCAGGUAGAGCAGGAAGAUAUGGCACCCAGUUUGAUGAAGGCUUUGUUACUACCUUUCAUGCUGAGGAUCUUCCAGUUUUAAAAGAGAUAAUGUCCAGACCUGUGCAACCAAUUACAGCAGCAGGUCUACACCCAACAGCUGAUCAGAUUGAGCUGUUUGCAUAUAAUCUUCCUCAUGCUACUUUAGCUAACUUGAUAGACAUUUUUCUAAGUCUGAGUCAGGUUAACACUGCUUCAUAUUUUAUGUGUAAUAUAGAAGACUUUAAGUUCCUAGCAGACAUGAUUCAACAUGUUCAACUACCUUUAAGAGCUCGCUACGUCUUCUGUUGUGCGCCAAUAAAUCGUAAGAUACCUUUUGUAUGCUCAAUGUUUCUAAAAUUUGCCAGACAGUAUAGUCACAAUGAUCUUCUGACUUUUGAAUGGCUAAAGACAAGCAUUGGUUGGCCUUUUAAUCCACCACAAACAAUAAUGGACUUAGUGCAUCUGGAAGCAGUAUUUGAUGUUUUGGAUUUGUACUUGUGGUUAAGCUACAGGUUCCUAGACCUCUUUCCUGAUGCUGAGCAUGUUCGGAUGAUACAGCGUGAGCUUGACAAAAUAAUUCAGGAGGGUGUAUAUAGCAUCACUAGUUUACUUCAGACUGGAGAAUUUGAGAAAGACCAGGUUGUUACUGAAGAACAGCAACUUUCAGGACAUAAUGAGGAUAUACGGAACAAAUCUAGGCAUAUAAGGGGUAAUGAUGUUUUUGUUAAAGCAGCAAGUUCUGUUAGUAUUGGAAAAGGACAACUAACACAGCAACUUUUAGAUAAAGGACUUCUAACUCACCAGAUGUUAGAGCAACUUCAGAAGGAGUGGGAAGAAGGUGGUAAUAGCAGUGGUAGGAAAAUAGUAACAAAAGGAAAAAAAAGCCAAAGAGAACUACAAAGUAGAGAUGUAGUGUUGAAAUAAAAGUACUGUGCAUUUUCUAUUGUUACAUAAAAUUAUAAAGUAGCAUAUCAAACCUGUCUGAAGUGGUCAUUUUUAUAAUGAAUUUAAUAUUGAUAAAAUGCCUUUUAUUGAGAGAAAAACAUAUGUACUGCUUUACUAAUAUACCUUUUACUCUGCACCAGUCGAAAAGACACACUAAUAAACACCAAAAAUUAGACAAGUGUCUUUUCAUUUAGAAUGAUUUACUUCAUACACACACUAUCUGUUAGUUUGUGUAAUAGAUUUUACAUGUAUAACUAAUUUUUACAUUGCACUAAAAUAUGGGAAAACAUUAUGCAAUGAAAUUAUUGGAUUAGUUAUUAGCUUCUUAGACUUCCUUUGGUUAGACUGUGGACAGCUUAACAUGUAAUGCUUUGGGUAGUUUUAUGUAUUCUGGUUUUAAUUUUUAUCCUGAAUAUAUUUUGCAUGUUUCUUACUAUGAAAUUAAUUUGGGGAGUAAAAUAAAUUAUAUUCCUCUAGUUUUACAUGUUUUCUAAAUGAACACAUUUCUUCUAUUAGUAACAAUUCUAUGGCAUAGUUGAUUUAUUAUGUGAAAGAUUUUUAUUGGGCAAUGUUUUGGGUUUGAAACAGUUCAUUAUUAUAUUUAUGUGAAAUUUAGUGAUUCUAUUACAGAGGUCAAGUAUUUUACAUUUGAAAUGAUUUUGGAGCCUCACCACAUCAUUACAGUAUAUGUUACCAUUCUUGAUAAUGCACUGUCUGAAUACUGUGCAUCUUUGAAAUAGCCCUUCAGGGUAGCUUACACUGUAAGAUAUUAUUCUGUACAAAUAACACCAUUCUUCUGUGCAUGCUUUCCAUAAACAAUCUUUUAUAUGAAGACAAUGGUUUCCCAGCAUUCACUGCAAAAGUCUAAAAUCACAGAAAAUCAUAAGCACUGUACUUGGCACUUUGAAUGGUAUGUCUUCAUAUGGAAUGGCAUGAAUUCCCACUUCCUUCUCCAACAGUUUGAGGUACGUGGCAGUUUAAUAGAUAUGUUGGGAAGUGACUUUUGUACAUAUUAUUUGUUUCUUUUUGAUUAUGGAAUCUCACUUGUUACAAGAUGCCUUACUUUGCUUACCGUGGCUGGGAUUUGAUGUAUUGCAAGUCUCUUUGUAGAUGGUCCUGUUACCCCAAGUUGAUCCAUAUUCCUUUGUUUUAAAAUGCCAUUAAGUACAAGAAAUAUCAUUGUCUUGGAAACUCCAAAUCCCCAAUCUGAAUGCAUCUUUAUGUUCUGAGUGUAUAAAUAUUUUGCAACAGAAAGGACUGUUACAUACCUUUCCCAAAAGCAAUCAGUAUUUGGUGGUAUCAUGCUGCUCAAAAAUAGUCAAACAAUGUAAAAAUGUAGUUCUGAUACAUACAAUUCUACCACUUUAUAUCAGUUCUGGUUGCCUUGUGGGUUGCUGAUUUGCAUAUUCAGUAUUGUUUUAAUAUAAUGUAUUCAACCCUCUGUAUAAUGCAGAGAUAUGGCUGAUCAGUAAAAUUAAAUGUACUUAAUGCUAAUAAACAGUUGGAGUUCUAACACAA
Limulus polyphemus (Atlantic horseshoe crab) is the source of this 4520-nucleotide messenger RNA. It is a transcript of the gene Suv3, whose product is annotated as ATP-dependent RNA helicase SUV3 homolog, mitochondrial-like. The record is from RefSeq and is a predicted model, not a curated record. The transcript is spliced from 2 exons. The coding region runs from base 657 to 2981 and encodes 774 amino acids. Gene Ontology annotation, biological process: RNA catabolic process; mitochondrial RNA 3'-end processing. Lineage: Eukaryota; Metazoa; Arthropoda; Merostomata; Xiphosura; Limulidae. Gene Ontology annotation, cellular component: mitochondrial degradosome. Gene Ontology annotation, molecular function: ATP binding; RNA helicase activity; hydrolase activity, acting on acid anhydrides.